Molecule: messenger RNA, 157 nt
Organism: Scutellospora calospora
Lineage: Eukaryota; Fungi; Glomeromycota; Glomeromycetes; Diversisporales; Gigasporaceae
Source: the annotation of a GenBank genome assembly
UAAUAUGGAUAAAACGUCUUUGGCAUUCGAUAUGCCUAGUCCAGUAACCUUUAAAAAAUGUAGAGCAAAGACAGUAAGCAUCAGAACCACUGGGCAUGAAAAAGCAUACUUUACUGUAAUCCUCAGAUAUCUUGCAGAUAGAACGAAACUUCUACCU